Molecule: messenger RNA, 2261 nt
Organism: Sphaerodactylus townsendi
Lineage: Eukaryota; Metazoa; Chordata; Lepidosauria; Squamata; Sphaerodactylidae
Gene: RIOK2
Product: RIO kinase 2
Exons: 10
Coding region: 146-1807 (553 amino acids)
Biological process (GO): protein phosphorylation; maturation of SSU-rRNA
Cellular component (GO): preribosome, small subunit precursor; cytosol; nucleus
Molecular function (GO): protein serine/threonine kinase activity; ATP binding
Source: RefSeq, a predicted model, not a curated record
GUGUAAUACGCGGCUGUGGGGAUGUAGAGUGCGCAUGCGAACGCGGAAGUGGUCGACCGAACACAAGGGCUGGUAGUUCAGAGUUUGAGAGGGGUGGACUCCAACCCUCCGUUCCCGCUCGGAGGGUGGGUGGUCAGACGAGGCCAUGGGGAAACUCAACGUCACUUUGCUCCGGUACCUUUCCCGGGACCACUUUCGGGUACUGACUGCGGUGGAAAUGGGCAUGAAGAACCAUGAAAUAGUUCCUUCAAGCUUGAUUGCAUCUAUUGCUAGUUUAAAACAUGGAGGGUGUAACAAAAUUCUGCGAGAAUUAACAAAGCAUAAACUCUUGGCUUAUGAACAAACCAAAACUGUCCAAGGGUAUCGAUUAACUAGCGGAGGAUAUGAUUAUCUUGCUUUGAAAACUCUAUCUUCUCGUCAAGUUAUCUGUUCUGUGGGAAACCAGAUGGGUGUUGGCAAAGAAUCAGAUAUUUAUAUUGUUGCUAACAAAGAAGAGGAACAGCGUGCACUGAAGUUGCAUAGGCUUGGAAGGACGUCAUUUCGAAACUUAAAAAAUAAACGGGAUUACCACAAGCACAGACACAAGAUGUCAUGGCUCUACCUGUCGCGUCUUGCUGCAAUGAAGGAAUUUGCCUAUAUGAAGGCUCUAUAUGAUAGGAAAUUUCCUGUUCCAAAACCCUGUGACUACAAUAGACAUGCAGUAGUAAUGGCACUUGUCAGCGGCUAUCCUUUGUGUCAAGUGCAUCAGCUCAAAGAUCCUCCCUCAUUAUAUAAUGAAUUAAUGGAAUUAAUUGUGAAGCUUGCGAACUAUGGCUUGAUUCAUGGUGACUUCAAUGAGUUCAAUCUCAUGCUGGAUGACGAGGAUCAUGUCACGAUGAUCGAUUUUCCACAGAUGGUGUCAACCUCUCACCCAAAUGCUGAAUGGUACUUUGAUAGAGAUGUGAAAUGUAUUCGUGAUUUCUUCAUGAAACGCUUCAAUUAUGAAAGUGAGCUCUAUCCAACUUUCAAGGAUAUCAGGAAGGAAUGUUCUCUUGAUGUAGAAAUUGCCGCCAGUGGUUACACUAAAGAAAUGCAGGAAGAUGAUGAACUGCUUUGCCCAGCUGGCCUUGAUAGUGAGGGUCAUAAAGCUGAGCUUUCUCCACCUGUACAAGAUGCUGAAGGGAAAAGGGAAUUAUAUUAUGGAACAGAUGAAGAGACAGAAGGAGACGUCACAGACGAAGUAGAAGACCCCUUUGAAGACCAGUUUUCUGGAGACUUGGAGCCAACCAGUGAAGAAGACAGUGCUGAUGAAAGUGAGCAGAGUUUAGAUUUGAAGGAGCUUUGCUCUGCUUUACAACCAGUUGAAGGGCAAAUUAUUGCUGCAGAAGACAGGGCUAAAGCUGUGAGCUCUGUAAUUGAUUUUUCAGAGGAUAAAAAGAAAAUUGAAAAAUCCACCGAAAUGGAAGAUCAAAUAGGUCAAGGAGAAGAUCCUGCUGACAAAGAGAAUGAAGACAAAUGCCCUGAUCUGGUUGACUUGUCAAAAUUAAACAGAGAAUUUAGGCCUUUCAGAGAUAAUGAGGGCAGGUUUCACAUCAGUGACCACAGAACAAGAACUACGAGUGUCACUUCAGUCGGCAGUGCUGGCAGUCGGUCAACAAUUCCUCUGGAUCUGGUAAAACAGAAGAUAAAACGUCAGUUGACUAAACAGCACAAAGCUGCUCUCAGACGGCGAGUGCAGAAAGGAGAAGCAAAUGUUUACACCAAGCAACGUCGGGAACACAUGCACAAUAUCAAGUGUAGUGUAGAUUCAGCUAGCUUCUGGGGCUGACUUUCUGUAGAAAUAUCAUUUCUUCUUGCUUUGCAUCACAUAAGUCAGUGAAAGAGGCGGUUCUUUUAACUGAGCUAUAGCAUUUUGGGGGGGGGGGGUUUCCUUGUAAAUAAGUAUCGUUGAAAGCUGUGUAAGACUAUGUUAAAUUUAAAAAUAUUAAAAGCCAACCUACAGGCUGAAACAGAAGGCCUUAGCAAGUGAUGUGUAAAGUUCUGCACGUACUCAGAGAGACUUUUAACUUCAAAGAAGAGACUCCAUGAGUGUUUUAGAAAGUCUUCUACAUUUUAGAAGUGGUUUGUCACACCACUGUUUGAGGAAUGUAAACACAAAGUCUCUUUGGAGUUGCAGAGAAUGUAAAUCAGUGCAGCCACCAAAGAAAAUAAAGUGUACCUAUUGUAUUCAAAUGUUUUGAUUUCAUCUAUUGCAAAUUGAAUAAAAGAGAACGUUUAGCUGA